GCCUCUGCACACUACUACAACCUCCACCACCACUCACACCUUGCCGAAGUACUUGUGGGUUUAGCAAUAAUAUUCAGCCUACAUUCACUUUCAGAUCACCAUCUCAACAACCUAACCCACCAUUCGGCCACAAAAUAACCAAAACUUUAUUAAGAGAUACUUUUUGUUGGGGUUUUCUGACUACACCACACGGUUGCACUUUGUCCUUGGUUCCUUCAACUUCUCAGUAGCAUGAAUCAAACAGACUAUCAGGCUGACUCAAAUAGAGGUUCUGCGAACUCACAAAACGCCUCGCCUUAUAGUCAGUAUCAAUGGCAACAGCAGCAACAACAACUGCAACCACAACAAGCCAAAGUCGUGACCCACGCGGCAUAUGAUCAUGAUGCUACCAAUGGCAGCGAUAUCCAAGAGACUUCCAAAUUGCUAUCUAAUGUUUUUACAAAUGCGACAAAAGGCACCUCUGUACCCAUGGGCUCAUAUUCAUCGCAGUCGUAUCAACAACAUAGCUUAGCUAAACAUCCUUCCAUGCCCAUGGCUAACCCAAGUGCGUUGUCAAUGUUUCAAGACACCUCUUUAUGGAACCCUCAAGAAUGGAUGAGUGAUGAUCAGAAGCAGGAUAGGAAUGGUCCAAUAGCAAGAUACCCAACGGAUGCUUCUGUUGACAGCAAAAGAAUGAAGUAUGCUGAUUGGGGCCGAUCAAGUCUGCUUUCCACGUCGUCUCAACAGCCGGGGGACGAGGAUCCAUCCCCUAUGACUAGCCGUGCUUCUUCGUAUCAGAUAUCAAAUGAUGUUAUCCAGAUGUUCCAUACUCCAUCUGUAUUGGGUCUUCAUGCCGAACAUGGCUCUCCCAGACGCCCUGUUGAAAGUGCUGCUACCGCAUCCCAUUAUUCGCAAGGGCCCAACGCUCCUUUACGAAUGCAAGUUGACAGUAACCCUUUUGUGGAUAUGCCGUACGAACCCAUAGCCAGCAACCUUUUGCAGACUAAUAGUACGACUCAAUCGUUGAAUGGUUCAAGCAACCCACAAUCACAGACACACAACCCCAAUGCUGGCUUUGCCAGUGUAUAUAUCGCGGAGGACAAUAGUCAAGACAUGCAAGGUCUGAAUAUGGCAGACACGUCCUACAUGUAUCCUGAUCACCAUCAAAAGGAUGAUCAUCAACAUAUGCAGACAUUUUCACCGGUUAGUGCUAAACCUGCCGGUAUUUUGCGGCAGCCCGACGUUUAUUCAUAUGGAAACCAGUAUCCAAGUCAGAAUGAUUUGGAGGAGCAGCAAAAGAAGCGGCGAAGGGAUUCAUUUGGAGGUAACCUUGGUAUGCCGAUUGACAGGCAAAGUAACAUUGUAAACGAUGAAGGACAGCUUGAGACAUCCUCAGCUAUGCCAAAACGGUUCAGACUCACGGUUCAAAACACAAUUCCCAACAUGAAUGCCGGUCCUCAUUAUGGUGGUAAUCCGUUAUACGGGAAUGCCAUGGAGGCUUCAGAUUCGAGAAUGCCACCCUAUGGAGUACAAGCACCUACUAGCACACCUCCUGUGGAUCAAGAAUUUGCAAACUACUCUCAGAACCAGCCGGCAUCACCCUCAUCCAACAAGCGGCUGCCAAAUAUCAAGCUAGUUAUAAAAGAGCCAAAGGUUGGUAAGGAGUUCAAGCCGGGCAAAGAGUCGAAAGCGCAUGAGGAUAUGGACGAUGAUGAUUUUUCGGAAACGCAUGUAGCGGAAACGACGGUUCGACAAACUUCUUCGGUUAAACCAGUCGCGACAGAAGCAUCCAUCAACCAAUGCUCGUUUGUAACGGACAAUGCUAUGCUGGACACCAUAUCUGUACGCAAGUGCAAUUACAUUCUGAAUCAAAUCUACUCGUCUGGAUGCUGUUUGCCCUUUGUUCUUCCUGUUCCCAAGGUUUUGGCUUUAUACCACAGUGUCAUUACCAAUCCAAGUGAUCUGUCAAGCGUUGAAAAUAGACUUUGGAACUCUGGCUACAGCUCAACGGACGAAUUUCAUCAUGACAUUGCGAUGAUCUGGAGGAAUGCUGAGGCGUUUCACAAGAAUGGCGGCGAUAUUGCAGAUAAGGCGCAACUACUGAAGCAAGUCUAUUUUGAUGCUCUUCAACAAUUGGAAGCUCAUAGCGGCACUACAUUGCAAUGGGAAUCCGAUUUACGUUUAAUUGCGGCCGAAGAACAACACUUUGACGUAAAUGUACCAGCACAGUUACAGACAGAUAACAAGAGCGUACUUUAUGUCAUCCGAGGUGUUGAUAUUGGCGAAAAGCCAAGGGCGCGAAGUUUCACCAAUUUGAUGGCAGAAGUUUUCGAUAUUCUCAAUGCAAGCUUUUACGAUACAAUCAAGGCCAUGAAGGAUAGAGAGGAUGGGGGUACGGUGGAAGUGAAUGAACUUCCGCUUCCACGACUGUUUAUCUCGAAGAAUCGUACUAUGUUGGAAUUUGCUGCAAGCGAUCCAAAGGCCGUCUUAACGGUCUUGAUCAACGCCACUGUCAAAAAAUGCACAGAACCCAACAAGAAAGGUCUAUACCAUGUACAAGCUGAUGCCGUUCUUGUACAUCCUCUUGGUAAUCGACAUGAUUUGGAUCAACUUCACUGGCCCGAAAAAAUUGCUCAGGCGGAAUAUGCUCCGAGAGCAUGGAUAAAGGUUAAGAUUCUGAAAAUCGUUCGAGGAUUUGAGGCGGACAUAACCGAGAAGAUGGAAAGAGAGAUCUUUAAGCGUCUAUAUACCACAACACGAUUAGCGCAUGACCCAAAAGAAAGUGCUAUCCACAACAAGAUUGCCAAAGUAUUCGUCAAAUCAGUGAUUGGAGCACCGCUGGACCCAGAAGAUAUCAUUGAUUAUGAAGCUGCUGCCAAGAACAAAAAUAUCAAAGUCGUAAAACCUGCUCCUGUUCAACCUACCAUCACUAAUAUAGACGCCUCGGUAGGGCAACCUGCAGUUGUUUCAGAAAAGAUCCAUGGAGCGGAAAGUCCCAGUGCAUCCAAACCAACACCAGAACAAAGCAAACAAAUGACUCCCAUCGAUGCACCCCUUCCUGGACAGACACAUACCCCAAUCACCCAAGAAGCAAUGCCUCAUGCAACUGAUAAUAUGGAUAUUCAGGAAGGGAAGAAGGAAGAUCGAGACGACGAUGAGGAGGGGCAAGGCAUGGACCAAGAUGACGAUCUAGAGUAUGAUUAUGAUGAGGACGAGGAUGGCUCAUAUUCCAGAGGUGGUGACGAUGAUUUGUCACAAGAGGUUGUCUCUGUAUCAAAGUCUAGAUCUCCAACGCCUUCUCGACCGGAAGAAGCGAUCACCUUCAUGAGAGUCAUUGAUAAUGAGAAUGAGGCUGCAGCCAAAGAAGAACAGCAAGUGGAGGACGAAAAGAUGCGCGCCGUCUACAGGCAACGGUCACAAGGAAUUUGGGAGAAACUAGUUUCCAUGUGCGAACAGAAUGAUAUUUCAGUCAUCGAUGUGAAGAAGUAUACGGAAAAUGUUAGCACAUUCCCCAACGCAGAAGGUUAUUUCAAGCAAGUGUAUUACGUCUCUAAUGACCCUACUGUGGUGGUCCAAACUUUCCGCCACAUGACCAUGUAUCAACGCAUCACCGAAUUAGUCUGCUUACUAAAAUUGCGUAACAAACGACAUAUUGGACAAAUGGUGGAAGUUCUCAAGGAGGACGAAGGUGAAGUGAUUGGACUUUCCAUGGUUCGAUAUCAACAAACCCUGAAAAAGUAUGCCCACGUGCAUUCCCAUCAUCGAUUGAGCGCGCACCAGAAGUACCAUGUCAUAUGGCAGAUGUUGCUGUCUAUGAAAGCCAUUCAUGACAUCGGAUUGGCUCACAGAGAUUUGUCAGAGGUGAACAUCAUGGUCAACGAGAUGCCUGAGGAAAAACUUGAGGAUGGUACGCUUCGACCUGAGCUAUUCUUGAUUGAUUUUGGAAAAGCCAUCUUCUGUGAACCUGAAGAUGUACGACAAUGGUGGUGCGAAGUCCCACGCAUGGAAGGUGACUACGAUGGUGAUGUUGUUCCCGAAACUCAGGAAGAAAUGGAAGCUUGGUGCGAUGCACUGCCUUGGGUCAAAGGCAAGCCAGAUCACGGAUAUAAAAUGUAUAGGUGUGGUAGUGUUCUAUGACAUGCUCCUCUAUUUUUGUAAUCCCAAAUAUUCAUGCUUGCUUUCUAGAUCUAUCCAAACCCUGCCUAAAACAAGAUCUGAUUCCGAAGUACUACCCUACAUGAUUC
This is a messenger RNA of Umbelopsis ramanniana AG, 4223 nucleotides long. RefSeq lists its product as uncharacterized. The transcript is spliced from 6 exons. Bases 232 to 4116 code for a protein of 1294 amino acids. Gene Ontology annotation, biological process: protein phosphorylation. Gene Ontology annotation, molecular function: protein binding; protein kinase activity; ATP binding. The record is from RefSeq and is a predicted model, not a curated record. NCBI's taxonomy places the organism in Eukaryota, Fungi, Mucoromycota, Umbelopsidomycetes, Umbelopsidales, Umbelopsidaceae.